CUGCAAAUCAAAUCAUAGGUUGUAUCUCCGGUCAUGCUGUUGUACAGGCUCUCGAGCCUAGUAACACUAGGAUCACUCUCCCUGUCACUUUUUCCCGUUCCAAUAUCAGCAGAGGUCGUAUCUGCCUCCUCCUCUUCCUCUUCGUCAACCCAACCGAAUGCGUCGAAACACCGAUACGAAUCGCACGCCACGACGGGAGAUCUAGUCUGCAGGCCUUUUGGAGAGUGCGAGCCUUGCCCGCAAGAUGAGCUCCAUCGUCCUUAUUGUCAUCCAUACGGGAACCGCCGACUCGUGCACUGUAUCCCGCAUUCACACCUCGCCUCCAACCCUUCACAUCCCGAUCUCAAUUCCGCUUCUACCGAUGAGACGGGUAACCACCAUAUCAAUGAAACCAUCACGGAAAAUGCUCCGCACGUGAUCGGGAUCGGAAACCAAGAGGGCAAAGUGGACGUCGCCGGGAAAGGAGGGGAGAUCCCGGCUUGGGAGAGUUGUGGAAAGGUCGUCGCGCUGGAAAGAGCUGGGUAUGGAGAAUUUGUCACGACAAACACCCUCUUCCUCAUCGUCUCCCUCUUCAUUCUCAUGCUUCGAGCCAACAAGCUCGCGGCGGUCCAGUAUCGGGCGUUGGCGGCCAAGAUUGGGAUCGGUGGAAGCAUCGUUUAGAAGAAUGUCCGUUACAGCAAACUAAAGGAGAGCGGAGGAAAGGGGGUUGGUGAGGUGAAAUCAAAUGAGGUUGUUGUAUUUGGGUUCUGACUCUUUCGGCUUUGAGUAUGCAUGGAGUUUAAAAUGGCAUCAUGAAAGCGAUCACAUUGUAGCCCCGGCUAUACUAAGUAGCUAAUAAUCGAAUCAACAUGCGGAAGGGCAUCGAGACAGAUUGGACAAGAAACAGAGCUACUCUCAGGAAAUUUGCGGACAUGCCAGUCUUUCAAGGGUCGCAGAAUGAGUCCAAACGCCAAACGAACAAGGGCACCCUGUAGUUGUUGCCAUUAGCGCAAGGUCGUCUUCGACAUCGAAGGAGGCAAAUGAGAGCGAGGACCAUCGAUUUGAAUUGGUUCUUGAGCAGGGCCGAUAUGGCGAGAUCCCAUGGAUGGC
This is a messenger RNA of Filobasidium floriforme, 1089 nucleotides long. RefSeq lists its product as uncharacterized. The coding region runs from base 34 to 660 and encodes 208 amino acids. The record is from RefSeq and is a predicted model, not a curated record. NCBI's taxonomy places the organism in Eukaryota, Fungi, Basidiomycota, Tremellomycetes, Filobasidiales, Filobasidiaceae. The transcript is spliced from 4 exons.